AUGGCUACUCAACCGCCGAAGUUACUGUAUCACCACCGUAAGUCCAAUCCAUCAACGCCACCAAUUCUUCCCAACGAGCUUAUCACCGAUAUUCUAUCUCGCUUUACUGUCAAAUAUCUGAUGCAGAUGAAAUGUGUGAGUAAGUCAUGGAACACUCUUAUCUCUGAUCCUAUAUUCAUCAAAAUUCAUCUUAAUCGAUCGGAACUAAAUCCACAAUUCUCAUUGAUAUCUUCACAUAACGAUGAUCACAGUUUUGUACCCUUCCCCGUUGGUCUAUUAUGGAAAAACCGUAGUAUCAAUAUUCCUCAAGAUCCUUCUUACCAAUUGAGCAACAAGAACUGUACUGAGAUUGUUGGUUCAUGCAAUGGAUUAGUAUGCUUGGCCGGUCAUUCUCUCAAUGAGAUUACAAGGUAUAAAAAAAUAUGGCUUCGGUUCUGGAACCCUGCUACUAGGGCAAUAUCUGAUAAAUUAGGCUCUUUUUUCUAUUAUGAUAGAUAUAGAUUUGAAUUUUGUAAAUUCACAUUUGGUUAUGAUAAUUCAACUCAGACUUAUAAAGUCACGGUGUUAGGUUCGGUUGUGGAUCGUACUCUAUCAGAAACUGAUGUGAAAGUAUUCAGUUUAGGUGAUAAUGUUUGGAGAACUAUUCAUGGGCUUCCUGCUAUUCCUCUUCAAUUGUACUUUGGUCAUGAGUAUGAUGGUGUACAUUUGAGUAACACUAUUAACUGGCUGUCCAUUCAGGAUGUGUUUGGUAGAGAUGAUAUUGUUGAGCAAUUUGUAAUAAUAUCGCUUGACUUGAGCACAGAGACAUUCACACAAUUGAUGCCCCCUAAAAAUUAUGACAAUCAUGGGGGUAUAUCACCAAAUAUUUGUGUGAUGAUGGAUUCCCUUUGCUUUUCUUAUGAUAAGGAAACUGAAUUUUUCAUAUGGCAGAUGACGAAAUUUGGAGAUGAAAAAUCUUGGUCUCAAUUUCUUAAAUUUAGUUAUCACAAUGUUGGAGUAGAUUAUGAACUUGGUCACCCACGUAUUAAACUAACACCAUUGCAUCUUUCUGAGGAUGGUGAUACACUAUUAUUAGCAAACGACGAACAAGACAGUGCAAUUCUUUAUAACCGGAGAAAUAACAGAGCAAAGAAAACUAGAAUUAACAAUAAGAUAUGUUGGUUCUCUAUCAGGGCUUAUGUCGAAAGCUUGGUUCCAACAUGUUGAAGGUAAGUUCUUCUCCCAUGAUAUAUUGUUCUAAUUUUUAUGAAUUCA
This is a messenger RNA of Vicia villosa (hairy vetch), 1254 nucleotides long. Its product is annotated as F-box/kelch-repeat protein At3g06240-like. The record is from RefSeq and is a predicted model, not a curated record. The transcript has a single exon. Gene Ontology annotation, molecular function: protein binding. Bases 1 to 1206 code for a protein of 401 amino acids. NCBI's taxonomy places the organism in Eukaryota, Viridiplantae, Streptophyta, Magnoliopsida, Fabales, Fabaceae.